This is a messenger RNA of Mycena indigotica, 2013 nucleotides long. RefSeq names its product Glyco-hydro-79C domain-containing protein. The transcript has 7 exons. The coding region runs from base 1 to 2013 and encodes 670 amino acids. Lineage: Eukaryota; Fungi; Basidiomycota; Agaricomycetes; Agaricales; Mycenaceae. The record is from RefSeq and is a predicted model, not a curated record.
AUGGGUCCCCUUCGCCAGGCGCUACUACUCGCCCUUUCUGCGCAUAAUGCGCUCGGGGAAAUCACUGUUUACCAUGCCCAGCGCCCCAUGACGACUGGAGUGGGCAGCGCUGGCCUCCCAACUCACACCGGCUUGCCAGCCUACGACCCCACGACCCUCAAUCCCCCGCCCAUCCCCAAUGACAUCAUGAAAACCAUCCCAGUAAACCUGUUGAACUCGGGCACGGCGGGGUUGUCCAUAAAGCAGAAGGGCUCGUUCAUGGGCUUCAGUGUCGAGAUGUCCGUCACGAAUCAAGUCUUGGGCAAGAACUCGACACACAUUCAAGUGCCCUUCCUCAACCUAAUGGCUAAUCUUCAGCAACGCGCCGGCUCUGUCAUGGUUCGAGUGGGAGGAAAUACACAAGAGAGCGCCAAGAUGGUAGACAGCCUCCCCGAUGGCCGCAUUCUCAUGAAAGACCUCGAAAACGUCACCGGAACGACACAAACCCCUCCACUCGACUACACGACCGAUUUGCUCUAUCUGAUGCGAAAUGUGUCAAGCUUUGUCAACGUCCACUGGUUCCUCGGUAUUCCUUGGCUCAAAACCAAGCCAUUCGACACCGCGAUUGUCACUGCUGCGGACCUCAUCAUCGGCGAUUACCUCCUUGGUCUGCAAGCGAGCAAUGAGCCGGACAUGUAUGUGAUUCAUGGACACCGACCUGAGACGUAUGGCCCAUUCGACUAUCUCGGCGAGUUAUCCGAUUUCCUGGGUCAGGUUACUUCCACCAACGCGGAUCCCACCGGUCGUGCAAUGAAAAACCUCAUCGGGCCAAAUAUCGCUACAUUCGCCUGGACGCUGGAGCAAGUUUGGGACACAGGCUUCGUCGACACCUACAACGCAAAUUUAGCUUACUUGGCUGCCGAAAAAUACCCAAAUCACAAUUGUAAUGCUCGUUUCGGUGAUAUUACCAAGGCAAUCAAUCCACAGAACGAGCUGGCGAACUACCUGGUGCACAGCCGCCACAAAGCCCUUCUCGCGGAGUAUCUCAACACGACUACGUAUUUGCAGACCAAAAACAAGCCGUUCUUGAUGUUCGAGACGAACACCGCUUCGUGUGGUGGAUUCUUGGGCAUUUCCGAUGCGUUUGUUUCCGCGUUGUGGGGAAUCGACUACGCGUUGCAGAUGGCCUAUUCAAACUUCUCUGGCGCUAUGUUCCAUUUGGGUGGUCAGAGUGUGUACUAUAACGCAAGUUUCUCAGCCUCAUAUAUUUCCUUGUCUGAUUCGCUUUUUAGCCCUUCACAGCUCCGCCGACAAACGAGAGCUCUUUCCAUCAAUGGACGAUUGGUCCUGUGCAUUUACUACUCCGCGCUCAUCAUGGCAGAGGCGAUGGGCCCGAGCAACAACUCGCAAGUUCUUGACCUGCCUAUCGAGGGCCUCUCAGAUUCCACACCCGUAUACGCCAUCUACGAGAACGGCGUCCCCAAACGGGUCGCCAUAGUCAACUACGUCAAUGACCCCAGCCAUGCCAACGACAUCAGUGUGGUCAUUUCGCUGGCUAACCAAGACGGUACCAAGACUACCCCCGCGAGUGUUAAAGUCAAGUACCUCGCCGCGGCGUCGGUCGUGCAAAAGGGCAAUAUUACCUGGGCGGGGCAGACGUUUGGCGGGAACUUUGAAAGCGAUGGGCGGCCAAUGGGUCAGGAAGAUAUCAAGACGGUGACUUGCGACGGAAAUGCGAAGACGUGCACGGUGGUGGUCCCCGCGCCCGGGUUUGCGCUGGUGUUUCUGUCGGACGACGCGAUGACGGAGGAUAAGGGGCUGCCGAGCACGACGUUUGCGACAACGGCCAAGACCAAAUUUAGGAACACGGUCACGGUCGACCCUGCUGUUCUGGCUACGUCGAAUGGGAACAAGUUCGCAGACCACGAGUUGGCGGGCACGAGUCGGCCGCCGAGCGCGGCGUCGAGGACUGCGGGGGUGUCGGUGGCCGUCGUGACUUUAUUGCUCGGCUGGGUCGUUGCUCUCACGUUGUAG